UUUUGAAGAAAAAUGCGAUGGAUGGAGAUAUAGAGCGGGAUUCAGCCCUUGUUGAAGCACAUUGUGUGCAUUUAGAAGCUGUCCAACUCAUAGAAUAGUGGACGACAAGCUGAGUGGCAAGGAAAGCCCAAGCCAGUUAGCUCGUGAUUGGACCUCCGCGUACUAAAGAGAAACAGGCCUUUCUGAAAAAGCCUGAAUUGUGUUUUGAAGAAAAAUUGAGGUGCAUUAUUGACCAAGGUGCGUCGAUGAUGUCUGAGGACACAGGCAGCGAGCAGUUUUCUGAGCCGAUCAUUCUGCACAUAAUUGUGGUUGGAUUUCACCAUACCCGAGGGUCGGAGGUGGAGUUUUGCUAUCCCCCGUUGAAGUAUGGCGAGGCGGAUGGAAGACCGGUGAUGCCUCCCGAGUGGCAAUAUAUCACUGCUCUGGCGUUGCCUGAUGGAGCUCACUUGGCCACAGAAGACGCUGUGUUCUUUCUGCUCCCGGAUCCGGACGACACACAAACACAACUGUCGGCGGUGGCCUGCUACCGGCAGAUAGAAGCGGCGGACCUGGAGGAGACGGGCAGCGAUGUGAAGCGACGUGUUGUCCAGAAGAGCGUGUGUGUAUUAUGUCGGCAGCCACUGUUUGGCCUCAUCAAGCAUCACCUGUCGCUGGCCACGCAUGCCUACUUUGGAGAGAAAAACUUCACCAAAACGCAGAUUUUAAUUGAUGUUUAUAACCACUUGAAUCGCGCUCUUCAACCAUCGCCUAGCUCACCACAUAGUCUUAGCCCUUCGUCAUGUAUAUCAGCAAGAAAAUUUAUCCUCCGCUUUGGACGCAAGGCGUUAGUAUUGUUCAAACUUAUGCUCCUGGAGAAGAAGGUACUGUUUCACAGCCAUCCUGUGCAUAACCUAUGUGAGACAGUGGUGGCACUGCUUUCGUUAUUUCCAGGUGUCCUGGAGACGUGCUUACCCCAGAUACAGCCUGCCCCGCCAGUGUCCUCAGAGGGUAGUGCUAAGCCUGCAGAUGUGGACCUAUCAUCGACGUCUGACGACUACGGGUUCCCGAUUCGGUUUUGCCGUGCUGACACACCAGUCCUGCCGUACAUGUCCCUGCAGCAGAUGGACAACUUCAAGGGAGAUGAGAUGCUGGGAUGUGUCGCCGGCUCCACUAACGCACUAUUCCUGCACUCGCCCAACCUCGUUGACGUGCAAGUGGAUACUGAGAGUGGGUCUGUAGAGAUUCUCGACUCAUCACUGCGCAACAGCCUGACGUUAACGGUGGCCGAUCAGCGGUUUGCCGAUCAGAUCCUCUCGGCCGUUCAAGCGGAUGAGGAGUCGUGCGCGUCAGGGACAAACUGGUUUGGUGGUGAUGACUGGGUGCGACAGCAGUUUCGCCAGUACUUAGUUGCUCUGCUCGUCUGCUCGUCCAGCAAGGAUUCUCGUCUCAUGGCCGACUUUGGGACGCAUUUUGGCCGGCUAUGGAAAGAGCAGUAUAACUACCUGCACUGGACAAGGCUGGCGCACCCUGCCAUCACCGAUAUCGAACCCAAGCAUCCGUGCAAAGGACAGAUUGGCCUCGCUGACCUCCGAGAUCACAAUCUAACACAAGAUCAGAUCCGGCAAUCGAUGAGCGAGACCAAAAUGCGAGUCGGCGAGGCGUUGACACCGCUUCAGCAGAAGCUGGGAGCUGCGGCCAGCACCACUAAAACCGAGCUAGGUGGUGCGAUUGCGUCCGCGUCGUCAGCAGUCGGCGGUUGGAUCAGCUCGUGGCGCACGAAGAACACGGCGGGCACGUCAGCGGGCAGUCCGGGCCGCAGGUCGCAUCGCGACAGCACGAAGAGUCGCGGCAGCACCAAGAGCGCCAACAGCGCCAAUCGGCUGGCGUUCGUGAGCCACACCAAGGACAUCGGGGACAGUUGUGAUGGCGAUGAUGAUGAAGAAGAAGAAGACGACGACGAUGGGGGCGGUCACAAUUCUCGCUUCUACGCCCUCCCGCCGGAGAAUAUGGCCGGUCCGGAAUAAGCGAGCGGUUGUGUACUUGUAGUGUAACUUAGUGGCGAUGUAAGGGAUGUGCCCACUGCUCAGGUUUCUGUUCCCUGAACAAAACCAUGACAUGCUGCUCUUCAGGAUGGGGCUCAUCACGUUUAUUUAUUUCCACCAUUAGGAAGCAGUUUGCACUCGCGCAAACACACACACACACACACAGGCUGCACAUGCACAUACCCCCCCCCCCCACACACACACACAGACACACACAUACACACAUGCACACACACACACACACUUUCGAUUUCUCUAGUUAGCCAGCCAAUAUCAGUCCCCGUAUCACGUCUUCCACGCGGUGGAAAAGGGCGGCAUACUCUUCUAUGCAUCUCAUUCUUCUUUUUUUACCCGUUACUUGACCGUUUACGUAAUUAUUAUUUUUUUCAUUUCACUAACUACUGUUUCUAUCUGGUGUACAUGUACAUGCUGUUUGUAUGUACACGUGUACAUGUGCACUCUGCGCCGGCUGGAACUCCUUGGGGAUUUGAGUUUUGCUUACUUGUGCUCCAUGUUCCGUGUCUAGUACUGCGUCCACGCUUUUUUUUUCUUGUUCGUCUUUGUCUUGGCCAGCAGAUUAAUGUUAUUGCAUGGCCAGCCACCGCCUGGUGCACAUCUGUAUAAUCGACCAGUGGCUCUUCUUUCCGACAUUCCCAGAAAUAUUCCUCUCCACUGCUCUCCCAUAUACCCCCAGAUACCGAGCUAUUUCGAUUUUUUACUGUGUGCUCAAUGCUCCCAUUUUAAUUUUUCUUCAAGACCUCAAUACUACUCUCAUUUACUCCAGUA
Sycon ciliatum is the source of this 2807-nucleotide messenger RNA. RefSeq names its product late secretory pathway protein AVL9 homolog. Bases 246 to 2003 code for a protein of 585 amino acids. Gene Ontology annotation, cellular component: cytoplasm. The transcript is spliced from 18 exons. The record is from RefSeq and is a predicted model, not a curated record. Lineage: Eukaryota; Metazoa; Porifera; Calcarea; Leucosolenida; Sycettidae.